This is a messenger RNA of Lucilia sericata (common green bottle fly), 2070 nucleotides long. RefSeq lists its product as uncharacterized. Gene Ontology annotation, molecular function: nucleic acid binding. The transcript has 5 exons. The record is from RefSeq and is a predicted model, not a curated record. Gene Ontology annotation, biological process: DNA integration. Bases 1 to 2070 code for a protein of 689 amino acids. Lineage: Eukaryota; Metazoa; Arthropoda; Insecta; Diptera; Calliphoridae.
AUGAAGCCGAAUGCUAGACCCAUAUUCGCUAGACCAAGGGAAGUUCCUUUAGCUUUAAGAGAAGCAUAUGCCAAGGAAAUUGAUGCUAAAAUUGCUGCCGUAACUAAAAAAAAUGGAGCUAUACGUAUUACUGGAAACUAUAAACCUACGGUCAACCCUCAAAUGAUUAUCGAUGAGCAUCCUAUUCCAAAACCAGAAGAUUUAUUCAACAGAAUUAAGGGUGCUACAAUAUUUGCUCAUCUAGAUGUUACCGACGCAUAUACGCAUUUGCCAAUAGAUGAAGAGUUUGGACAUGUUCUUACCUUAAAUACUAUUACUCAUGGCCUUAUACAACCCACUCGUGCAGUCUAUGGGGCUGCAAACAUUCCAGCAAUAUGGCAGCGAAAAAUGGAAGAAGUUUUAAAAGGAUUACCUAAUUGUCUUAAUUUCUUCGAUGAUAUACUAUUAUUUGCAAAAGAUUUUAAUGAAUUACAACAAAUUUUAGAUUUAACUUUGGCCCGAAUUAGACAGUGCGGUCUUAAAUUAAACAAAUCGAAGUGUGUUUUUGCAGCAACGUCAGUGGAAUUUUUAGGGCAUUUAAUUGAUGCCAAGGGUAUACAUAAGUCAAAUAAGCAUAUUGAAUCUGUAUUGAACGCACCGAAACCAAACUCCUUAGAAGACUUGCAGCUAUUUCUAGAGAAUAUUAAUGCAGAUUACAUGUCACGUAUUGUUCCAGAUAAUUCAGUAAAGUCACAAUGCAACGAAAAUUAUGUAAUUACUGAAUACGACGAGUUUGAUACUUUUAUUUUCCGACAAAUUAACCAGUUACCCGUUACAGCUGAAAAAAUUGCCAAUGAAACCCGUAAAGAUUCAGUACUUGGAAAAAUAGUUGCAAUAUUAGAGAAAGGACAUUCGUUGGAAAAAUAUGGUUAUACUGCACCAGAAUCGAAUUAUAGACUCUCAGUUUCGAAAAGACAUUCUUCAAAAUCUACACGCAGCUCAUUUAGGGAUGGUAAAAUGAAAGGUAUUGCUCGUUCCUUUGUGUAUUGGCCAAAAAUCGAUGCAGAUAUUGAAGCUGUGGCAAAAGACUGCAACGAUUGUGCAAGAGUAGCAAAUAAACCUAAGAAGUAUACAGAUCAUCACUGGGAAUAUCCCAAAGGGCCUUGGGAACGAGUGCAUAUAGAUUAUGCUGGCCCUUUCGAGGGUAUGAUGUUACUAAUUAUUACAGAUGCCUAUAGCAAAUGGCUGGAUGUGAAAAUAACUAAAUCUAUGACAGCUGAGGCAACAAUUGCAUUAGUCGAUGAAGUUUUUGCAAAUUACGGUGUUCCUGCGAUGGUAGUAUCCGAUAAUGGUACAAAUUUCUCAUCAGAAGAGUUUAACAAAUACUUGACGGCUGUGGGAGUCAGAUAUCAUAAAUACACUGCACCUUAUCAUCCCUCUACUAACGGCCAAGCUGAACGUAGCGUUCAAACAGUAAAAAACGCAUUAAAAGCUAUGUGUACAUCAAAACAAACAUUACAACAAAAUCUCAACGAGUUUUUAAGGCAGUAUAAGAAUGCACCUCAUUCAACAACUGGAGUAUCUCCAGCACAACUUUUUCUAGGCCGUCAAAUUCGCACCCGUCUUGAUUUAGUACAUCCAGAAAAUGUUUCUUCUAAAAUAACAAAUAAACAAUUUUUGAAACAACAUGAGCAAUUUAGAGAGUUUCAAGUGGGUGACAAUAUAUAUUUUUUAUCCGGUAAUCAAAAGGAAAGCAAAUGUAUACCAGGUAAAAUAAAUAGGCGUUUAGGCGAUAUUCAUUACGAAAUUCUUUAUGAAAAUAAGUAUGUACGAAGACAUAUUGAUCAAAUUCGUGGUGCUACUCAAGGUGUACAAAAGGAUGUGGACACAGAUGAUGAAUUUGAAACACCACAAGCUGGUCAAAAUCAAAACCACCCGCAAACACCACAUUACAAAACAGCGCAAGCGCGACGAGAAGAAACCAGUGAACAGUUAAAUAUAGAGAAUUCACAUUUACCAAGUGAUCAGCAUCUACGACGAUCAAAAAGGAUUCCAAAACCAAGAGUUUUAUUUUCACCUGACAAUUCCUAA